Molecule: messenger RNA, 1077 nt
Organism: Alternaria alternata
Lineage: Eukaryota; Fungi; Ascomycota; Dothideomycetes; Pleosporales; Pleosporaceae
Exons: 2
Coding region: 1-663 (220 amino acids)
Source: RefSeq, a predicted model, not a curated record
AUGGCAAAGGACCAAGACUAUGAGGCAGCCGUCGAGAAGGGCACUAAGCUGUUGCAAAUGUUGACCAAGAAGACCAAAACGUCCAUUGAAAGCGCAUUCAAGCACACGAAAGAACUAGCCCAGCAUGGCUAUUACCUGGAGACCAACCAGACUAGCUUCGAAAUCGAAUGUACCGCCAGAGCGCUCCGCGACCUGAACGUCAACCACAAGAUGAUAUAUGAUGGAGGAGAGAACACAAUACGUGGAUACUUCUCUCAAGUCAGCAACCCGAGCGCUGGCGUUCUCAUUGCGGAUACCAAUCUCUCACCUUCCCAUGCAGCAGCUUUUGACGAUGCUGGAGACAAAGGAUAUAUUGAUUUACCAUUACUGCGCCACUGGUCAGACGUAGCUUUCCUGCAAUAUCUCUCCUCUUUUCACUCUCCACUUGUCCAGCCCAUAUCGCUUAACUAUAUCUUCCGCAUUCAGAUUCAGAACUCCGAGACCCUCUUAGUGCUCAAUAAGAUUAUCAAGAUGCAUGGUCGUAGCAUGUACGAACUUUGGCCCGGUAUUACAUUCGAUAUACAAAGUGAAGAGGGAAAGGCUAUCCUUGGAACUCCACAUGGGAGUGGCGUUGCAUGGAUGCUCAUCCAACACAGCAAAGCAUUGAGAGAGAGAACAAUUUAAAAGGUAACGAUCUUCUAUGCUCCAAAAAAGGAUGAUUUGUUUAGGUGGCCAAGCUUGCUAUUUUGGAUUGUGUAGAGUUGGAGUCAGGCGAGGAUAGUGCGCCUUCAAUCCCCUUCUACUGAGCUGCCUAAAUUGGAGUUUAGAUGGUGCGGUACUGUGCUUUUAUUAUUUUCACUUGACGGCUAGUUUCGGGUGUCAAAAUACAGGAGAUAUACACUAAAUUCGUGAACUGAUGGUUCAAUUGACAUCUCGAAGUCGCCGGGAAUGACGACGGGAGCGCGAAUGAGCCGGGUGCUGGUCUGAAUAAUCGCAGGUUCGCCUGCAGUAUGCUGGGUUUCGUAGCUAUGACAGUUUCAACACAAUGGAUCGUGAAUCGAGAGUAUCUCAACGUUUCUCGGGUGGUUGCCGAUGUUG